GUGAUAUUCCAAAUUGGUGCAAGAAGAGACCCGUUGUGAAAUUCUUCACCCGGGCGAAUCGCUUAGUGGAGCUUUGAAUGUCGUUGCAUAUGGUAGUGCACAACCGGCCGAACAAGGUACGGUCCAUUUGCUACCGCUUCGACCUGAGCAUUAUUCGGUCGGGAUCCAUUAUGUGGUUGCCGGGUUCGAGGACAUCCUAAUACCUGUGCCCGUAGAGGAGGAUGAGUUUACUACACUUUGGGCGGCAAAAGGUAGUUUUGUGCAAUGGCCAUGUGCUUGGAUACGGUUGAUGAACCAGCCAUCGAGGAAAAGCCAAACUCCAAAGAAGAGGGUGGAUGGGCCAAAAAGCAUUGAUCAAACGAUGCCAAAGAAGAAGAGUGAACAUGGCUCGGUGAGUGGAAAAGCGUCGAACAAGAGCUCUUCACGAGGUUCAGCUACUCCACUAGUUGAAGACACGGUGCUUCAAUCGCUCUCUAAGGAGUUAACUUAUCUACACAACCGUGUUUGCGUGUUACCUAGUGAUAGCCCCAUUCAAGUUCCACUACCUAAGGAAAUGUUCCACUACGAUGAUGAUGCAAUGGCAUGUCUAUUCAAAGAAGAUGUGAAGGAAUUUCUAAGUGGUGCAAUGUUUAACAUUUCCCUCAUUCAAAUAUGCAUCAGGUAAUUCAACUAGUACUCAAUUUAUGUUAUUCA
Molecule: messenger RNA, 693 nt
Organism: Chenopodium quinoa (quinoa)
Lineage: Eukaryota; Viridiplantae; Streptophyta; Magnoliopsida; Caryophyllales; Amaranthaceae
Exons: 2
Coding region: 290-664 (124 amino acids)
Source: RefSeq, a predicted model, not a curated record